Messenger RNA from Effrenium voratum, 991 nucleotides. The record is from the annotation of a GenBank genome assembly. Lineage: Eukaryota; Dinophyceae; Suessiales; Symbiodiniaceae.
AGCAUCCGCAGCACUGGGUUCCACCAAAGUCUCUCAAGUGCGCGCCAGUGAAGUAGGUUAUGGCGUUUGAGCUACCAAGCUUGCCGGUGAUUGUAGCAGGUGGGCUUGGGGGUCCAGCUGUGAUGUUUACAGUGACUCCAUUUCGGAACGGCCUAACACUCGGUGGGCGCCUAGCUUGUGCUGCGCAAGUGUGUUUUGCGAUAUGUCAACGUGCUGUUAAAGGUGCCACGAGCUCAGAAAGUGCAGUGCAGCUCUACAAGCAGGUCUUUUCGAAAGGGAUCGCCAAGGGGUGGACUGGCGGAUCCUUCACAGCACGGGCUGCGUGUCCACAAUUUCUAUGUCUAGGUCCUGCUUAUCACUUCUAUGCCUCCUUCUCUGGUGUAGGUGGAGGAGUGGUCCUCACCAGCCUUACAGAGACCGCCAUCGUGUACGGAGCUGAAACAUGCAAUGCUCAAAUGGCCAAAAACCAGAAGAGCCCGGGCAGCAUCCCUGCUGUACACCCAUCAUGGAAGCCGUGGGGGCCUGGCUUUGGCAUUCACGUCUUCCGCAACGUGAUUGCAACAGCAGGCUUGCGCAUGUUCUGCCUACCUUGCACCACUGCCAUUGAGAAGGCCACCGGCAAAAGCAACUCAAUGACUACACUUGCAGGCGAUUUUGCGGGAAACGUUUGCGCAGCCUGCCUAUCGGCGCCAGUGCACCAGCUUUACGGGUACACGGUAACCACUCCUGAACUCAGGACUUUGCCUGCCGCAGAGCAGCGAGAAAGAAUGGUUUCGUUUUUGAAAGAUCAAUAUUUGAUCACAUCCGGCGGAAGGACGCGGCUCAGCAGCAUCGUUCCACGAGAUCUUUUCAUGCGCAGCAUGUACGUGGCUGUAGCUUACACAAUGUACUCCACGGUGGAAAGAACUUUGGUGGCGUGCUGGCCGAAGUGAGUGAUCGGCAUUACUUGGAAUUCAUGACACCUACCACAGGGAUUGCACUGCCGAUGGGG